Messenger RNA from Penicillium alfredii, 432 nucleotides. Its product is annotated as DUF1295-domain-containing protein. The record is from RefSeq and is a predicted model, not a curated record. Lineage: Eukaryota; Fungi; Ascomycota; Eurotiomycetes; Eurotiales; Aspergillaceae. The transcript is spliced from 2 exons. The coding region runs from base 1 to 432 and encodes 143 amino acids.
AUGAAAUUCUGGGUUUUGGACCUUUGCAUUCUUCAAACUCUUUCUUCUAGAGGCCGUUGCUUUAACCGUCACAUCCAUGUCUUUUACAAUACCGUGGGACUGAGCGCCAAUGUUGUGCAUGCGCUUCAUGUCGCCGGGAUCGGUACUUUCUUUACCGGAUGGGGCUGCGAGUUUGUGAUCGAACUUCAAUUCGAGGAGGAGACCUGUCAAUACUGGGGUGAAACCCUUGCUCACAUCUCAUUUGGACUAUUUGGGUUCGCGGAUUCAAGAAAUCCUGUGACCCUGCUUGGGCCCCUGGUCAAUUACCUGUUCCUACGCUUCAUGGCGACUCCGAGCCUGAAUGAAGAAACCCAAGAAUUGCGCUUCGAACUUGAGAAGAGUCCCAACCUUGCGCAGCUGAAUGAGUGGCUCGAAAGCAAGAAUAGCCUCUAG